AUGGCCGAGUUUGUCAAGCUUAGCAUCUUUGGAACCGUCUUCGAGGUCACAGACCGAUAUGUCGACUUGCAACCGGUUGGAAUGGGAGCGUUUGGAUUGGUGUGCUCUGCGAAGGACGAGCUGACGGGCCAGAUGGUCGCGAUCAAGAAGAUCAUGAAGCCGUUCAGCACUCCGGUCCUCGCCAAGCGUACCUACCGCGAACUCAAACUCCUCAAACACAUCCAGCACGAAAACAUCAUCUCGCUCUCCGACAUCUUCAUCUCGCCCCUCGAGGACAUCUACUUCGUCACCGAGCUCCUCGGGACCGACUUGCAUCGGCUCUUGACGAGUCGUCCGCUUGAGAAGCAGUUCAUCCAGUACUUUUUGUACCAGAUCCUGCGCGGCUUGAAGUACGUCCACUCAGCCGGCGUCGUCCACCGGGAUCUCAAGCCGUCCAACAUCCUCGUCAACGAGAACUGCGACCUCAAGAUCUGCGACUUUGGACUCGCGCGUCUCGCCGACCCGCAGAUGACGGGUUACGUCUCGACGAGGUACUACCGCGCGCCGGAGAUUAUGCUCACUUGGCAGAAGUACGAUGUGGCGGUCGACAUCUGGUCGGCAGGGUGCAUCUUUGCCGAGAUGAUCGAGGGACGGCCACUCUUCCCCGGCAAGGACCACGUCAACCAAUUCUCCAUCAUCACCGAACUCCUCGGCACCCCUCCCGAGGACGUCAUCCAGACCAUCUGCUCGGAGAACACUCUCCGGUUCGUCCAGAGCCUCCCGAAACGCGAGCGCGUCCCGUUCGCGCAAAAGUUCCGCGGCGCAGACCCCCAGGCGCUCGACCUCCUCGAAAAGAUGCUCGUGUUCGACCCGCGCAAGAGGAUCGAUGCGGCGCAGGCGCUUGCGCAUGAGUACUUGGCACCGUACCAUGACCCGACGGACGAGCCGGUCGCGCCUGAACCGUUCGACUGGUCGUUCAACGAUGCCGACUUGCCCGUCGACACCUGGAAGGUCAUGAUGUACAGCGAGAUCCUCGACUUCCACCACAUCGACUCGGAGGAGACGUCCGGACCCGUCGCCGCGCCUACCGCCUAA
Rhodotorula toruloides NP11 is the source of this 1074-nucleotide messenger RNA. Its product is annotated as p38 MAP kinase. Bases 1 to 1074 code for a protein of 357 amino acids. The record is from RefSeq and is a predicted model, not a curated record. Lineage: Eukaryota; Fungi; Basidiomycota; Microbotryomycetes; Sporidiobolales; Sporidiobolaceae. The transcript is spliced from 10 exons. Gene Ontology annotation, molecular function: ATP binding; MAP kinase activity. Gene Ontology annotation, cellular component: nucleus; cytoplasm. Gene Ontology annotation, biological process: protein phosphorylation; osmosensory signaling pathway; cellular response to oxidative stress.